ACCCCACACGCAAAUUUUCAGAGAGAGAGAGAGAGAGGUUUAUGUAACACUGUUAAGUCUGGGAGUUGUGUGAGGUUGUGUUUUCUAGACAAGGGUGUAGAAGAAGAUAUUUCUUUGAUUUUUUAUAAAAAUUUUCUCAAAAAGAGAAGAUGAGUAAUUGGUUGGGUUUCUCUCUGACUCCCCACCUGAGAAUUGAUCAAGGGCUUGAUAGAGAUGAGCAUGGAGGGUUUACUCAUCAUCAUCCUCACUUGUCUGUUAUGCCUUUGCGCUCCGAUGGUUCUCUCUGUGUUGUUGACCCUUUCAGACGCUCUUCUCUUUCUGCUGCUCCUCAAGAAUGGAGAUAUGAAAAUGGGGUGGGCGAAAGUGAAGAAAGUCCAAAGCUUGAAGAUUUCUUAGGCUGCUGCUACUCUAACUCGCCGUCUGAUGAUUCCAAAGUCUAUUGCCAAACCGAAGAAGAUCAAACCCUGAGCAGAAUCAAUGUUAAUAUACCACCAAGCUUUAACACAACUGAGACAGGAGAUAACGAUAAUAUCACCGAACCUUCCUCAGUAUAUCAAGCUUACACUACUUACAAUCAAGCUCCACAAACCCUAAUCGCCACUACUGAUCAUCACAACCUUGAAGCACAGAGCAAUUCAUUGGACGUCCCAAGCCCUAACAGUGGUACAACGUCGUACCAUUUGGCUUUUGAAAGAGCAAGUACAGUUUCUGGUUUAAAGUCUUGGCUAAGGCAAACUCCAUUUUCUGGUGAGAAAUCUUCAGGCGAGGUUGAUAAUGUCUGUAACUUUCAGUCACUGUCUCUCACCAUGAACCCUACAAGCCCUGCAAUUGCACGGGAUGAUACCCGUAAACGACCCGCCAUUGCUAGAGAACCGGUUCCUCGCAAAUCUAUUGAUACUUUUGGGCAAAGAACUUCUCAAUAUCGUGGAGUUACAAGGCAUAGAUGGACAGGAAGAUACGAGGCCCAUUUGUGGGAUAAUAGCUGUAGAAAAGAAGGGCAAACAAGGAAAGGAAGGCAAGUUUAUCUUGGUGGUUAUGAUAAGGAAGAGAAAGCAGCAAGAGCUUAUGAUUUAGCUGCCUUGAAGUAUUGGGGUCCAACAACUCAUAUAAAUUUCCCUUUGAGUACUUACGAGAAGGAGCUUGAAGAAAUGAAACAUAUGUCCAGACAAGAAUUUGUUGCCAUGUUGAGAAGGAAAAGCAGUGGAUUUUCAAGAGGAGCUUCAAUGUACCGUGGUGUGACAAGGCAUCAUCAGCAUGGAAGGUGGCAAGCCAGAAUAGGAAGGGUUGCAGGAAACAAGGAUUUGUACCUAGGAACCUUCAGCACACAAGAAGAAGCUGCAGAAGCCUAUGACAUUGCAGCCAUUAAAUUUAGGGGAACAAGUGCAGUGACCAAUUUUGAUAUAAGUAGGUACGACGUAAAAAGAAUAUGUUCGAGUUCUACGCUUAUCGCGAGUGAUCUUGCUAAACGUUCACCAAAAGACACAGCUCCAACGGCCAUCGAGGACUAUAAUUCUUGUACUUCAUCAGCUUCUCAUCAGCCCCUUUUGGCCAUCUCAAGCGGCGGUCCAGAUGAAUUGGCCAAUUUGGUGUGGAACACUGAUAGAGAUGAUAAUCAUCAACAGCAACAAAGUGGUGGCGCUGAUAAUGGUGCACCUUUGAUAGCUGUUCGGAGCACCGACCAGUCGAGUUCAUCAAGCCCACAUAGCCCAAAAUGUUGUGUUCGAAUUGCUAGUGAGUAUGGCAUUGGAGGCGGGGAAGAUUACUCUCGGAGUAGUUACUUCUCGUCACAGAACCUGAAAUACGAAAAGAGAAAUGAUAGCAACGAUGAUGGUGAGAAUGGACCGGGAAGAUUGGCUUUGGCUCCUCAGGUUCCUAUAUUUGCUUUGUGGAACGAGUGAUGAUAGGAAAUGGAUUGAAGGUCAGAUGGAAAUUCAGAUGAACAACAGUUUUAAUAUAUUAGUUUUCAUUAGAAUUUAUAGUUUACUAUAGAAACUAUCAGUAGAUGAUAGCAAAGAUUAGAUAUGAUACAAUUACAGGGAAUCAUGCGAUUUUGAGAGGGUUAAUAUGCUUUGGUUCAA
This is a messenger RNA of Carica papaya (papaya), 2078 nucleotides long. RefSeq names its product Integrase-type DNA-binding superfamily protein. NCBI's taxonomy places the organism in Eukaryota, Viridiplantae, Streptophyta, Magnoliopsida, Brassicales, Caricaceae. Gene Ontology annotation, molecular function: DNA binding; DNA-binding transcription factor activity. Gene Ontology annotation, biological process: regulation of DNA-templated transcription. The record is from RefSeq and is a predicted model, not a curated record.